AUUAAGCUCUAAAAAGACAACAAACUAAAUUAGCUGCUCCCUAACCUGUAUAUCUGGCUAUAUCUUAAACACCUCCUUUAUUAAACUGGAAGAGAGAUGGAAAAUGUCCAUCUGGCUGGCGAGGAAGAUGAUCUCUACUCGGGUUACAACGACUAUAACCCAACGUUUGAUUCCGAGGAGUUGGAGAAUGACGCGGGCUUCCAACAAGCCGUCAGGACAAGUUAUGGAAGAAGACCCCCUAUGACCGCGAAGUUUCCAGGCACUGCCAUUGGAGCUCGACCUUUAGCCACUUCAUUUGGUUCUCGGGUUCCUAUGACCUCAUCAAUGGGCAGACCUGUGACUGGAGCUGUGAUGGAUGGAGCAGCCCGACCGAUGACGGCUGUCAGAGCUGCAGGAUACACCUCUUCUCUGACGCGUGGCUCAGCCUUUGACCCUCUGGGCCAGUCCAGGGGCCCUGCACCUCCACUCGAAGGAAAGAAUGAGGACACGCCCGAGGAGAAGAUCAAGAUCCUGGAGAAAAAAGUGAAUGAUCUGAUUGAAGAGAGUUGCAUGGCACAGAGCGUGGGCAACCUACAGCUGGCUCUUGAAAAAGCCAAAGAAGCGGGGAGGAAGGAGCGAGCACUGGUCAGACAGAGAGAACAGUCUGGCAAUGCAGAGCACAUCAAUUUAGAUCUGACCUACUCUGUUUUGCUCAACCUGGCCAACCAGUACGCGAACAACGAAAUGUACCCAGAGGCCCUGAACAGCUACCAGGUCAUCGUGAACAACAAGAUGUUCAGUAACGCUGGCCGUCUGAAAGUCAACAUUGCCAACAUCUACGUCACACAGAAGAACUACCCCAAAGCCAUCAAGUUCUACCGCAUGGCGCUUGACCAGAUCUCCAACUCUCACAAGGAAAUGCGGAUCAAGAUCAUGCAGAAUAUCGGCGUGGUCUUCGUCCGCUUGGGUCAAUACUCGGACGCCAUAACGUCCUUCGAGCACAUCAUGAGCGAGAGUCCCAACAUCAAGACGGGCUUCAACCUCAUUCUGUGCUACUACGCCAUCGGUGACAGAGAGAGGAUGAAGAAGGCCUUCCAGAAGCUCAUUUCUGUUCCUCUGGGCAUCGACGAGGAGGACAAGUACAUCCCGUCCAGUGAUGACACCAGCGCAAACAUGGUCAUCGAGGCCAUCAAGAACGACAAGCUACACCAGAUGGAAAGAGAUUUGAAAGUCCUGGCUGAGAAGUACAUCAUGACUUCAGCCAAGCUCAUCGCCCCAGCCAUCGAGACCUCUUUUGCAAGUGGAUUUGACUGGUGUGUGGACAUGGUGAAGAGUUCUCAGUAUGUUGAGCUUGCCAAUGAUCUGGAGAUCAACAAAGCCAUCACCUACCUCAGACAAAAGGACUUCAACAAGGCCGUGGAAACGCUGAAGACUUUUGAGAAGAAGGACAGCAGAGUGAAGAGCGCUGCGGCCACCAACCUCUCCUUCCUCUAUUUCCUGGAGAAAGACUACGAGCAGGCCGAUCGAUACGCGGAGCUCGCCAUGAACGCGGACCGCUACAACCCGGCGGCGCUGAUCAACAAGGGGAACACCGUGUUUGUGCGACAGGAUUACGAAAAAGCUGCGGAAUUCUACAAGGAAGCGCUCAGGAACGACUCCUCUUGCACCGAGGCCCUCUACAACCUGGGUCUGACCUACAAGAGACUGAACCGCCUGGAGGAAGCCCUCGACUGCUUCCUGAAGCUCCACGCAAUCCUGAGGAACAGCGCUCAGGUCUUGUACCAGCUGGCAAGCCUCAAUGAGCUGCUGGGCGACCCCCAGCAGGCCAUCGAGUGGCUGAUCCAGGUCAUCAGCGUGACCCCCACCGACCCCCACACACUGGCCAAACUGGGCAAGCUGCACGACGACGAGGGGGACAAGUCUCUGGCUUUCCAGUACUACUGCGAGUCUUUCAGAUACUUUCCCUCGAACAUUGACGUGAUCAUGUGGCUCGGCGCCUACUACAUCGAGACGCAGUUCUGCGAGAAGGCGAUUCAGUACUUUGAAAGAGCCACGCUCAUUCAACCAACUCAGGUGAAGUGGCAGCUCAUCAUGGCCAGCUGUUACAGAAGAAGUGGAAACUACCAGAAAGCUUUGGAAACCUACAAAGACAUCCACCUCAAGUUUCCAGAUAACGUGGAAUGCCUGCGUUUUCUGGUGAGGCUGUCCACGGACAUGGGGCUGAAGGAAGUCCAAGAAUAUGCCACCAAGCUGAAGAAGGUCGAGAAGAUGAAGGAGAUCCGAGAGCAGAGGGUGAAAUCGGGACGAGAGGGCAGUGCAAGAAGUCGGAAAGAAGGCAGAGAGGGCAGUGCGGGCAGCGUGGGUAAGUCCCUGUAA
This is a messenger RNA of Menidia menidia (Atlantic silverside), 2355 nucleotides long. NCBI's taxonomy places the organism in Eukaryota, Metazoa, Chordata, Actinopteri, Atheriniformes, Atherinopsidae. The record is from the annotation of a GenBank genome assembly.